AUGAAUAAUGUUAUAGAAGUGAAAAUAGAUGUUACAAAUGUAAAAUGGGUAGAUAAUUCUUAUAUUCAAUAUCAAUUCCACGUCAGAGUGGUUGUUGGUACUGAUUAUAAUAAUAUAAAAUGGGAGACAAUACUUAAUAAACGAUAUUCAGAUUUUGUUAAAUUAGAAAAGGACAUGUUAAGUGAACUAAAAACCAAGAAAUGUCCAUUUGAUUUACCGAAGAAAAAAUAUUCUAUAUGGGGUAAGUACUAUCCCUUCAGUAAUAAUGAUUCGACAAAUGAUACAGCUGAUCAUGAUGGUAUUGAAAAAUAUGAUGAUGAUGAGACAAUAAGGGAAAGAAAAUCGAAAUUGGCUAAAUAUUUAUACGACAUUUUAAAUAAUACGUUUGAUAGGAAAUGGAGAGAUUCUAAAUCAAUGGCAAAGUUCCUUGGGUUAAAAGACGGUAUAUCUGAUUGGUCAGCAUUACUUAAUGGAUUGAGAAGUGGCACAAAUAAGAAUGAAUAUGGGGCUGAUUUUAGUUCAAAUAAUGAAGAUUCAUGGUUAAUCCAAUUUAGAGAUUGUAAAAACGACUUAUUACAAUGUCGUAACUUAUCCCAGUACAGAAAUCACAGCGGUGAUACCAGUAGCGACACCAAUGGCACAUUUCUUAACAGUUUAAUGAAACUACGGUUAAAAGUUAAUAAUUUACAAACAGAUUUAUCACAAAGUAGUAAUAAGGGGAAGAAUAUUGAUCAAGAUGAGUUAGUAAGAAGGCAGAAUUUACUGAAAAUGUUAAAACAUGAUAUUACUGAAUUAUCGUCCAAUUCUUCUAUUAAACCAAGUUUUGAAAGAAAUACAACAAAUCUAAUGAAACCCAUUAGUAAUGGUAAUAGAAGACGAUUUGGAGAAACCUCAGAGACUGAAAAGUUGAAUGAUAGAGAAUUAUAUACGAAUAAUAGAAUUGUAUUACAGAAACAAAAUCAGAACUUAGAACAGUUGCAUGAUAUAAUUCAAAAGCAAAAGGUGCUAUCAUUAGCUAUGAAUGAGGAAUUGCAACAACAGAAUGAAUUAUUAGAUGAUUUUUCAAAUGAUGUAGAUAGAGUAUAUGGUAAGAUUAGGAAUACUAAUGAGAAGGCAUCCAAAGUUAAUCGUUGA
Molecule: messenger RNA, 1134 nt
Organism: Arxiozyma heterogenica
Lineage: Eukaryota; Fungi; Ascomycota; Saccharomycetes; Saccharomycetales; Saccharomycetaceae
Gene: VAM7
Product: Vam7p
Exons: 1
Coding region: 1-1134 (377 amino acids)
Molecular function (GO): phosphatidylinositol binding
Source: RefSeq, a predicted model, not a curated record